Megalopta genalis is the source of this 2227-nucleotide messenger RNA. RefSeq names its product THAP domain-containing protein 1. The record is from RefSeq and is a predicted model, not a curated record. Gene Ontology annotation, molecular function: sequence-specific DNA binding. Lineage: Eukaryota; Metazoa; Arthropoda; Insecta; Hymenoptera; Halictidae.
CCUAUUUUUUGGUGAAAAUGUUCUUCACAAAUGUACGAUUGUGUUGUGACCGCUCAACCUAAAUGUUGUGACCAUUUGUCGCGGUCCUCUGGAGACUUCGGCGCCUUAAAAAAAUGAGCUUUCUCGGGCCUGAUUGUUUAUUAUAGUAUCCUAAGGCAUUACAUCGUUUCAUCAUGUUUACAUAUAGUAUUAAAACAUUUGAAAUAUAAGUGAGAAACACGUGAGAAACAAGUGAGAAACAAAUAACGUCGCAGCAAUGUUAUGAUGGGGCGAAUGUACUCGGUCCACCUUUCCUUCUUACGUCAUGGUACGGUACCUAUGUGUACAGGACAUCCAAGAAUCCAAUGGAGCAAAGGCAACGGGACGCUGAACAGAAGACGCAAUCAGCUCGCAAUAGCACUUGACUGUCGCUGCUCUUACUUUGCUAAAGGACUUUUGUUUGGACGCCUAAUGACACGGAGGUCCUUGAGGAAAGACGUGAAGCUGGACCGCUUUUUUCGCUGUUCGACUAACUCUCGGACUUACCGGCUCAUCUUGAUCCACUGUAUUCAACACUAGAAUUACCGAGCCCUAAUCGCAACUAAUAUAUAUUUUCUCAUAACAAUGAGAAUGUUAACUUAAACUUUGCAAGAUUUCUAUUACAAUGUACGCAUGAAUGAAGAGAGAAGUUUAUUUAAAAAUUUCUCACGAAAACUUUUCUAUAAUAUCAGAAACUGUGAAAGAAAACAUCAGAGGCCAGUCAUUUUGACUGGUUUGGUAAAACGUCACCUAAUUAGUGAAUGUUCGGUGAUUCAAUUAAAUAAAUGGCUGUUACAGUGGGAACAACAGAAAGACUAAUAAGUCUAUGCGAGUUGUCAAUUGCACAAUUGUGGAACUGGUCUGUCAAUCCUGGUUCCAUUUGAAGUGUUUCUGCUCCUUUAUUGCUUGCAGCUAGCACUCCUUUCUAUUAUUUUCCCUACUCGAAUUGACCUUCCAAUUUAGUCGUGAUAAUCUACAGCUACAUCGUAAGAAAAUUACAAUCUUACGGGUUUCAAUUUCAUUGCGAAUUUAAAUGCGCGCGGUACCGCGGCUGUAGGAUGCCGUUUCACGCGCGAUGUCAGCCGCCAGUCUCGCGCGCCCGCCGCGCCAUGACGCAUAAUGCCAUGAUAUAUCAUGCAUAACGUUUUGGUACAAGCAACUUGCUUUACUUCGUGAGGAUUUUGAUUAUAAAUUAUUAGAAAUGGGGCGAACGUGCUGUGUCAAAAAUUGUAAGGAGAAGUACAGCAGUGCUACGAACGUAUCUUUUCAUCAACUGCCAACAAAUCCAGACUUGAGGAAGCAAUGGGUCCAAAAAAUAAAAGUAGAACCUUCAUCUUGCGCACGUGUCUGUUCAAAACACUUCACCGAUGAUUGCUUUAUCCAAUCUGCUUGGAGUUCACGGCGAGUACUGAAAAGUGAUGCUAUACCAAAUGUUGCGUCAAAUGCUGAAACAAAUUCUGAACAUAAUGCUGUACCAAAUGUUGUAUUCAAAACAGAGGACAUACAAGUAGUAGACAGUGUUUCAAUAAUUGUACCGAAAAAUGAAACUUUAAGCUUAGAAACUGAAAAUAUACUGUCGAAGACAUCGCCAAUAAGGAAGCGGAGGGCAUACGUGGGAGAUUUCCAAAAUUUUGAUAUAUCAAGUGAUAAAUAUAAAUAUACAGCCAUUGUUAACGCGACAAUUGCUAAGAAAAACAAAAGAAUAAAAAUUUUAAUGCAAAAAAAUAGAAGGCUUGAACGAAGAGUUAAAUCUUUGCAAGCAAUAGUGAAUAAAUUGAAAAAUAAUGAGAUGAUUACAGACGAUGGUACUUUUGAUGCCAGAUGUAGCGACGCGGACUGAAAUAUUAUGGUCAUGGACGACGACGAUCGCGAUCGCCAUCAUGAUCGCUAUGGUCGGAGAAACAAUUAACUUACGUUCAAAAGCCCCAGGAACUGAAACAGGAGCUGACGUUACAGAAGAACGGAAUGAGAGACGGGAAAGGAGUAACGACAGGUGGCUGAGGUGGAAGUUCGGAGAAAAGAAGGAGGAGGUGGAAGAAUAGAAAAAAUAUAAGACAAAUGUUAUUACAUUUAAUACAUUAUACAUUAUAAAACAAAAAGAAAUAAUAUAAAUAUACAGUUGGAAGUAUCCAAAACAUUGCAUUUGUUGAACGCACUUGCAAAAUAAGUAGUAACAAUUGUUGUCAAUUAAAAUUAUUUGUAUUAGAUA